Messenger RNA from Nanorana parkeri, 1605 nucleotides. It is a transcript of the gene WSB1, whose product is annotated as WD repeat and SOCS box containing 1. The transcript has 9 exons. Gene Ontology annotation, biological process: intracellular signal transduction. The record is from RefSeq and is a predicted model, not a curated record. The coding region runs from base 74 to 1342 and encodes 422 amino acids. Gene Ontology annotation, molecular function: protein binding. Lineage: Eukaryota; Metazoa; Chordata; Amphibia; Anura; Dicroglossidae.
UGUGAAGCGUUGUUAUAAUAUCAGGAUUAUUUCUCGAGACACGUUCUUCCCUCGACGUCUGGUUUCUAUUUAGAUGGCAAGCUUUCCCGAUUUUGUAAACGAAAAUGAAAUAGCAAGAUCACGGACCAUUGGGGAACUUAUAUCACCCACUUCUCCAUUUGAACAGAAGUAUGGCCGUGAAAACUGGACAGUGGCUUUUGCUCCAGAUGGUUCCUAUUUCGCUUGGUCUCAGGGUCAUCGUAUUGUGAAACUGGUUCCUUGGACUCAGUGCCUUAAGAAUUUUGCUGCUGUCAGUACAAAAAAUAGUGUUAACUUGACGAAUGCAAGGUUGUCAAGACAGAACAGUGAUGUGGCACAGAGAAACAAACCACAGGAGCAUACCAUAGACUGUGGGGAUAUCGUGUGGAGCCUGGCUUUUGGAUCCUCAGUGCCAGAAAAGCAGAGUCGUUGUGUGAAUAUAGAAUGGCACCGCUUCAAAUUUGGGCAGGACCAACUUCUCCUUGCCACAGGGCUGGGCAAUGGGCGCAUCAAGAUCUGGGAUGUUUAUACAGGGAAGCUCCUCCUUAAUCUGAUGGAUCAUACUGAAAUUGUAAGAGAUUUGACAUUUGCCCCAGAUGGCAGCCUUAUACUUGUUUCUGCUUCCAGAGACAAAACACUCAGGGUGUGGGACCUGAAAGAUGAUGGCAACAUGAUGAAAGUGUUAAGGGGACACCAAAACUGGGUGUAUUGCUGUGCAUUCUCCCCUGAUUCCUCCAUUUUGUGUUCCGUUGGAGCUGGUAAAGCAGUAUUUCUGUGGGAUAUGGAUAAAUACAAUAUGAUCCGUAAGCUAGAAGGGCACUACAAUGAUGUGGUAGCAUGUGAGUUCUCUCCUGAUGGAGCUUUGUUGGCUACUGCAUCCUAUGAUACCAGGGUGUAUGUUUGGGAUCCCCAUAUUGGGUCUAUCCUUUUUGAACUUGGACACUUGUAUCCUCCACCCACACCCAUAUUUGCAGGGGGAGAUAAUGGACGAUGGGUGAGAUCUGUCUCAUUUAGUCACGAUGGAGUACACAUUGCAAGUCUUGCUGACGACAGGUUAGUGAGGUUUUGGCGCAUUGAUCGCUCAUAUCCCAUUGAAGUUGCACCUCUAAAUAAAGGUCUUUGCAGUGCCUUUUCUACUGAUGGCAGUGUUCUAGCUGCUGGAACUCAGGAUGGAAAUGUACAUUUCUGGGCUACUCCCACUUAUGUUUCCAGCCUUCAGCACUUAUGUCGUAUGGCAAUAAGAAGAGUGAUGACUACAAGUCAAGUCCAGAAGCUGCCAGUGCCUCCAAAAAUUAUGGAGUUUCUUACAUACCAAAUUAUAUAAGGAACACUUUUUUUUUCCCCCCAUCAACUGGCUCCAUUUGAUGAAACUGGCAACACACCCAAAUGCAUUAUACCAUUUAUGCUUUAAAUGUUUCAACUUAUUUGAAUAUUUAAAGUACAGUAUUUAAACACAUUGAUGCAUUUCUGAUCAUGCUGAGCUUUAAAUGCGAUUAAGGGGUGUUCUACAUCCCUACAAGGUGAAAUUGGAAUGUGGACUCACAAUCUGUACAACUGUGAAACUGUAAAUACAUAUGUAAGCUGCUA